AUGUUCGCCCGCACCACCCGCAACACUCUUGCUACAGCCUCGAAACAGCCCUACAUAUGUCAUUCAUGUCUGCGCCGGACUAGACAGUCUCAAUUGGGCGCUGUCCAUCUUCCCACGCGUCACACAGCACGAUCUCUCCACACUGAGACCCAGCCACCACCGACCCAGGAUGGCACGGCGUUUCGAAAGCAGCUGAAAGAUGCUGCGAAGCAACAAAAGAAAGAGAAGAGCGCCUCUUCUGGCGCCCCAAAGUCCUCGAAAAAGGGCAAAGAUGUGCGACUAGAAAAGUGGGAGCUAACGGUUGGAAUCGAAGUCCAUGCCGAGCUCAACACCGCGCGGAAGCUUUUCUCUGGUGCUGCGACCUCAGUCAGCGAGGCACCCAACACCCAUGUCUCCUUGUUCGACGUCGCAUUUCCCGGUACUCAGCCUCACUUCCAGAAGGAAACCCUCCUACCCGCCCUCCGCGCCGCCAUAGCCUUCCAAUGCGAGAUACAACCCAAGAGCAGCUUCGACCGCAAGCACUACUUCUACCAAGAUCAGCCCUCGGGCUACCAGAUCACACAGUACUACGAGCCUUUUGCGACGAACGGCAAGAUUACCCUGUACCCUCAUGACUUCCCGCCUGGUGCUGCUCCGCAAUCAGGUCCUGUCGAGAUUGGCAUCAAGCAGAUACAGAUGGAGCAGGAUACCGCAAAGACCGUGCAGCAACCCCCUUCGACUCACCUACUUGACUUCAACCGCGUCUCGCAUCCUCUCAUCGAGAUCAUCACACUACCUCAGAUCCACGAUCCUACAGUCGCUGCUGUCGUCGUUCGCAAGAUACAAAACAUACUCAAGGCUGUCAAUGCCUGCACAACUGGCAUGGAGUUGGGCGGACUGCGUGCCGAUGUCAACGUAUCAGUUCGUCAACGCGCAGGGGAGUCAUCUGAUUCUAGCCACUCAUAUCACGGUGUUACUGGUCUGGGUCAACGGACUGAGAUCAAGAACCUGGCAAGCGUCAAGGCUGUCGAAGACGCCAUCAUCGCAGAGCGCGAUCGACAGAUCGACUUGCUCGAGAGCGGAGGUGUCGUUGAGGGCGAGACUCGCGGAUGGACUCUUGGAAGCAAAACCACCAAACGUCUCAGAGGUAAAGAGGGCGAGAUCGACUACCGCUAUAUGCCGGACCCAGACAUUGCUCCUGUCAUCAUUGGAAACGAUCUUGUUGAAUACCUCCGGAACACCCUUCCAAAGCUGCCGGAUGUGAACGUGGACAUGCUCGCCAAUACCUACGGACUCACUACUAAGGAUGCCAUCACACUUCUCUCCAUGGACGAUGGCGAACGAUUGGAAUACUAUCUGGACGUCAUUCGCUGCCUGGUCCGUCAAACUGAGCACGAGAAAGAUGUUCCACUAGAAACCUUGGGCAAGAUCACCGGGAACUGGGUAUUGAUGGAACUCGGCUCUCUCUUCCAAGACGAACCUUGGGACCCCAACCGCGUCCCGGCCGACUAUCUAGCCGGUGUCAUCUCGCACAUACGUCGCAAAGAGGUCACAUCGCCUUCCGCAAAACGCCUACUUGCCAUCAAAUUUGAGGGAGACCAGCGCAGCGUAUCUGAAGUCGUUCACCAAGAGAACCUUCUCCUGCAACCACUCAGCCAGGAAGAGUACAUCAAGCUGGCACAAACUCUGCUAGAAGAGAAACCCGACAUGGUUCGCGACAUCACCGAAAAGGGUCAAGUCAAGAAGGUCGGCUGGUUCGUGGGACAAAUGGUGAUGCGUGCUCCGGACGGAAGCGUCGAGCCAGACAAGGCGAAGGAGGUACUGCUGAACUUGCUGGGUGUAGGAGAGAAGGCGUAG
This is a messenger RNA of Alternaria ventricosa, 1836 nucleotides long. RefSeq lists its product as uncharacterized. Gene Ontology annotation, biological process: glutaminyl-tRNAGln biosynthesis via transamidation; mitochondrial translation. The record is from RefSeq and is a predicted model, not a curated record. NCBI's taxonomy places the organism in Eukaryota, Fungi, Ascomycota, Dothideomycetes, Pleosporales, Pleosporaceae. Gene Ontology annotation, molecular function: glutaminyl-tRNA synthase (glutamine-hydrolyzing) activity. Bases 1 to 1836 code for a protein of 611 amino acids. The transcript is spliced from 3 exons.